CCUAACCACAGCAUCUCGAGUAAGAAGCGCGCAUCUACCUAAUUAGCAGCAAAUAUGAUUGGAACUUACAGUUUCUUAAAGAUCAGCAACAUGACGCGCCAUCGACGUGUGCUCCUUGACAGUUUUCUCGUCUUCUACCUCCGAGCGGCCGUCGGCUGGGACACCUGAGCCUGAUUUUGUGCUUGCGAGUCAGCGAAACAACAGGAUGUCGUCCUCCACUUCUAGCGGCGGGAAGGCCCCCUCCACCGCGCCUCCGCCACCAACGGCAGCUGACACGACGAAGACAAGCAAGAAAAAUAAAACUUCGUCGACCUCUGACGAGGAAGGCACGGUGAAGAGCUAUUGCAAAGAAAAGUUGAAGGCCCUGGACAAAAAAAUAGACGAAGCAGCGGCCGAGCUUCGCGAUGACAUCCAAAGUAGAAACACAGCAACUGAAGCGAAGGUUGAUGAGGUCGAAAGCAACACCACGAAAAAGUUCGAAGAAAUCUCCAAACGACACGAGCAGAGUUCUACCACACUGCGGUCGGAGAUGGACCAGAAAAACGCUGCCUUCUCAGAAGAUCUUGCAAAGAAGUUCGCGUCCAAAGCCGACCUCGAGCAGUUUGGGUCCCAAACGAAGAAGUACGCACGGGAGGAGAUAGACAAGUGCGACGAACAGCUUCGGGCUUUUGUUGACAGCCGGAUAAAAGCAGCAGCGGAGCUGGGGGAAGAAAAGCACCGGAGAGUACAUCAUCGAUCCAGCUUGGAAGCGGACUUGGGCGAGAUCUCGAAAGAUUUGAAGGCGAACACAGCGGAAGUCCCGAAAGCCCAGCGACCCAAGCUUGGCCCUCUCGAGAGGAUGGAGCAGGGUGUGAAAAAUCUCGCAUCUGGCGGCACGGAGAAGGAAGCGGGAGAAUGGAUCGAGGCCGCGACGACGAAGCCGAGCAACUCAAAAACAACUGCGAUCGCAGCGAAACCACCACGCGACGACAACAAGUACGAGCUGCGCAGCGCAACGAGAACUACUCCCGCUUCCCUAGAUGAAGUUCCCUGCCGGAGAACGGUCGGGCGAACAGGAUGGAACGGAAAAGACUGUUGUCUCGUCCUCUGCGGAGGCUUGCUCGGUGUUGUCCUAUCGACCCUGCUGUACGGCCUGGCAAUCAAGUUCGCAGCAGGGACGGUGUGCGAUUUCGGCGUCCCCGGAUCCCAGUACGGGUUCGCCGCCUGCGACGCGCCCAGCCGAAGCCGCUGUGAAAAUUGGGCCACUGGAGUGAACACAAGCUUGGGCGGAGGGAACACGACUGCAAGCCCACUGCAGCACGGCAACACCACUGACCACGCAGCUAAAACCCGCCCCGCUGCCAAUACUACUGCCCAGCGUGAGGACAACCCUAGCGUCACGCCGAGCAAGCGCAAGAGAAAAACAUCGUCGAAAAAGCCGCCCGUGAAUAUGCAGCGCCUCGCCAUGCAGGAAUUAAAAAAGCAGAUGUACGCUUUGGCACGGGGACUAGCCGGCGACGACGUCGGCAAGCUGGCGCUGGUAGCAGCGAUCGAAAAUGAGUUCUCCGCCCCCCGCGUCGAGGAGGUUUCUACGUCCGAAGAGUCCGAACAUCGAACGCCGCCGAAAAGCACAGCGGGUCUGCAAGGAUCGAGCUCGCCGGGAGGCGAGGCGUAGUGGUGAAGCAGUACUUCUCAACACGGUCGCGGCAGUGUGUGGUGAAACUGUCACGGGAAACAAACCUAAACUUCAUCUCAAUCAAUAAGUAUCGAGUCCUUGUCGGAGGAGGUCUGCCUCUGGAUCAAACCCGAAGUAGCUUUACGACCUUAUUGUAUGAUUAGGUGUAAUUUUAUUUGUAAUGUUUUCUGCUUAGGCGUUCAGGUUCACUUUUAAAUCUCGGGGAAAAAAAUAAAAAUGCCACGACUCAACCAGCGUAGUCGCUUAACAAACUCCGCAAUACCGUUGACAAAGAUACCGAGUGAUGGGUGUUACUACAAAUUUGGAUUUUCUGAAACGAACUUUGACUGUAUUCAACGGUAAAAUUUGCUAAAACUUC
Molecule: messenger RNA, 2033 nt
Organism: Amoebophrya sp. A120
Lineage: Eukaryota; Dinophyceae; Syndiniales; Amoebophryaceae
Source: the annotation of a GenBank genome assembly